CCCAACGCACCGCAUCGCAACGCUUCGCACGAGCCAUGCCUGGUCCUGAAGCGCGCGCCGUGCCGUGCCCGCUCUGUAACGAGAAGUUCUUUCCGGCUUCUUUGAAGUUUCAUCAGAAGCAAUGUGAAAAGAAGCGAGCUACAAGGAUAGUGAACUGCCCCUACUGCAAGAUCGAGGUGAGCCAGCUGAAUUGUCCGCAGUGCAAGAAACCUGGCACCUCCGGCGGCGGCGGCGGCAACGGCGGCAAUGGCGGUGACGCGGGAGUCAGGCGUCCCUCUGGUGGUCCCUCGGGUCGACCGGCACCCUCGGGAGCUGGGCAGUACGACCCCGAAGUUCUCGAAGACGGACGAAUGCGCUGCGUCUACUGCGGGCGUUUCUUCAGCGACGAACGCAUCGAGAAACAUCAGAGCAUCUGCGGUAGCCUGAAGCGUGCGAGACCGAAGGGCGUGGAUGGUGAGCAAACGCAGACAGGUGCCAAGGUCUUCAAUGCCAAGGCCCAACGCACCGGCAGCGGCCCCUCCUUUGUGUCGCCGGAGGCGUAUCGAAGAAAAGAAGAGGAGGAGGAGAGAGAACUCAAACGAGCGCGCGAACAGGCGCAGAAGAAGUCGUCUUGGCGGAGACAACAUGAAGAAUUUGUCAGUGCGUGUCGCGCUGGACGCGGGGAAGAGGUUCCCCAGCCGACCCGGAAGUCGGAUCACUCUGGCAUGAUCAUGUGCCGGCACUGCGGGCGCUACUUCAAUCCCGAAGCCGCGGAGAGACACAUACCGAUCUGCGCCAAUGUGGUGAACCGGCCCAAGCCACCGCCUUCACCGGCGCGGGGGCCGCCCUCACCUGCCAGGCCUCCCUCCGAGGCCGCGGCGUCGCCCCAGAAGCGGCGCGGACCUUCCGGGCGCGGACCUUCCGGGCGCAGCCCUGCACCGGAGAGGGAGGAGCUGCCUUCAGUGCGAAGCAGUUCCCUGGGCUCGGUCAAUGGCUCUGGUGCCCGUGCGGCGCGGUCCCUGCGUGCUGAUGCAUCGGACAGCAGACUGCCUCAAGUGGAUUCUCCUCCGAAAGGCCCUUCCGGGAUGAAACCGCGAAAGGAGAAGAUCACCACGCACGCAGGGCCAGAAAUGCUGGAUGAAACCACACCUCCGGAGAGUUUCGACGUGCGACAUCGACUUGACGCCUCGCGCAGCGCCAUGAUGCUCCGAUUGCUGAGACAAGUGCCACAAGAAGCGCUCGCACAGGAGCUGAAAGACGUGGGCGUGUCGGUGGAGGCGUUGGACAAGGAGGGCCUCGUUCAGGCCGUGGUCCAACAGCUCUCCUGAUGCGGAGUGCCUGACGCGGCGUUGUGAAACAACGGGGGAAAACAAU
Cladocopium goreaui is the source of this 1353-nucleotide messenger RNA. Lineage: Eukaryota; Dinophyceae; Suessiales; Symbiodiniaceae. The record is from the annotation of a GenBank genome assembly.